This is a messenger RNA of Alternaria ventricosa, 1530 nucleotides long. RefSeq lists its product as uncharacterized. The transcript has a single exon. The record is from RefSeq and is a predicted model, not a curated record. The coding region runs from base 1 to 1530 and encodes 509 amino acids. NCBI's taxonomy places the organism in Eukaryota, Fungi, Ascomycota, Dothideomycetes, Pleosporales, Pleosporaceae.
AUGUCACCUCGCUCUUCCGACCCUGCGGGUUCGCGGGUAUCUGUCUCGGAUGCGCCACAACGUGUCGACGCGCCUAUCGAAGAGACUUGCGCGCAACACGAAGAUAAACAGGAUAAUGUCAAUGAAGAGCAGCAGCACAAAUCAUUAGUCUGUUCAUCUAUAAAAGCAGAUACAGUUAUUUACGGCCAGGAACCAUUCGAGACGCUUCAGCACAAAGUCCCUGCACUGGCCGCGAAAUUGUUUCAGCGAAGCCCGAAAGAUAUCACGGUCACUGAGAUGAAGGGUGGGUCCUUCAACCGAGUUGUCGGCGUCUCAUUUAUGUCAAAACCCAGGAAGUUCAGCUUGAUCUGGUUCCUGUUGUCCUGUCUGGGCCGGCGCAAGAAGAAGGGCGCCGCUCGAUUGGAGAAGUACGUUCUGCGCAUCCCGCGGAUGGGUUAUGAGUAUGAGGAUAGUGCGAAAGACAUGGCCGACGACAUGGAGCGCGAUGUUGCAGUCCUGAAGACCAUUGGCUCCAGGCUGCCUUUACCUAUCCCCAAGGUUGCGAGCUAUGAUCUUACCGCUGAGAAUAUAUUCGAACGACCAUACAUGGUCCAGGGUCACCUCCCGGGUCGCACCCUUGCCACGAAUAUUUGGGACGAUCUCAACAUGGAGCAAAAGAAGCACCUCGCGAAGGAGAUCACCGCUCUCGCUCCCACCAUUGCCUCUGUGGAAGGCCCGGUCGGCGACAUAUCUACUCAAAACCUCAAUAGGCCUUCAAAUUCUCCAAUCUGCACCCAGGACUUUCCACUGCGAUCUCGUCAAGGGCAGAAGCCCGAGCCUGCUACGACUUGCGAUGCCUUCGACUGGAUGUGGGAGCGAUGUAGGCAGUGGAGCGUACAUGACACCUCCGAUGAUGGCUACGUUUGUUUCGAUGACAUCUGGAAGAGCUUCGCCAACAUCGUGCGAGCUCUAGACGACCGAGGCUUUCUCGAUGGGCCAUGCGUACUCGUUCACGGUGAUCUCAAGAUCUAUAACAUCCUCGCGGAAGUACGUAGUGACACCGAAGCGGUGAUCACAGGCGUUAUCGACUGGGACACGGCCAUCAUUGCCCCGGAGUUCAUGGCCUAUAGAGCACCGUUCUGGCUCUGGACGCCUGCCGACAUGGCCAGCGCUGAAGAAGAUGACGAGAGCGUGGCGAACGUGGAGCUCGCUACCGACGAGGACAGGAUAUUGAAGCAAGUGUUCCUCAACAAUGCGUCCGACAAGUACAAGUUUUUUGCCUUUGCACCAGAGGCAAUGCUCGCUAGACGUAUGUUCUAUUUUUUGCAGAAGGGGAUGCCUGGUAGCUGGAACUAUGAUGAGGCAAAAGCGGUUAUAAAAGAGUGGGACAAACUCCACCCCGAGGAUAAUGUCCGGUUCCGUCUUGACUGGCGGUCUGACUCUGAGGCUGAGUCCGACUCAGAUGAUGAGCCUACCAAGGACGAUGAGAUUGCGAAAGACAUUGAGCCUACAAAUGAUGCGGAAGAAGACAAGCUCGUUGUUGCGGAGUAG